UUUCCCUCCUGCCUCUUCAGCUCAUUUAGUUCACACGUGGCUGUGGAGUCGCACAGCUUGGUUCACUCUGAGCUUUGAAAUGGGGCUGGUCGGGACCUUUGUUUGCAUUUUUGUUGGACAUCUUGUCUCUGUUCACUCAGUGAUCAUAAAUAGGCAUGAUGCCACACUCUCCCAGGAUUUUCCGGGAUUUUUGGAUGAUCGUGAGCCUUUGUCAUUUGAGAGAAACUUUGAUUUCUUUUCAUAUGACCCAAUCUUCAGCUCCUGGCAAACCCCGGGCCCCGACUUCCACAUGCUCGCUGACCUGCCUCCCAUCCUGAACGUUCCCAGAGUGCAGGUGUUCUGUGAUGAAUCUAAGCUCACUGUGCUAGUGGAUAAGAGGUCCAGUGGUGCCAUGUUGACCGCAGAGGAGAUUCAGUUGGGAGAUGGCUGCUAUAGCAACAGAGAGCGACCAAACCAAUUUGUCUUCACUUACAGCGUGGACAAGUGCGGAACCACACUUGGAAUGCAGAACGGCUUGGUGAUGUUCACCAACGCCAUCCACAUUAAUCUCAAAAAAACACUUGCCCCCUGGUGGCAUACUCCUCCCAUGGUGCAUGUCUCCUGCUUCCCAAAGAGGUCUUAUUUUCGUCCAAGUUUGUCUGACUCAGUGGCACCUUCUGAGAACGGCAGGCGAUUCAAUAUGAAAGUUGUGACAUCUUCCUGGACCAAUGUCACAGAGUCAAAUGUCUAUAAAAGAGGCCAAGUUAUCAACCUGCAGGUUUCUGCCAGAACUACACCUGAUCAGCAGCUUUUCAUCCAGUCCUGCUUCGUCUCUGCGUCCCCGGAGCCUCAGAGUAAACCUCGGCAUGCAGUCAUAAUGAACAAAGGGUGCACAGCCCCACUGGGUUCUCCUCAUCCUGUCGUAGAGUUUGUGGCCUCCACCGGAAGGGAUGUGGUCAAUUUUGUUUUGAACACAUCCUAUCUCAUUUCUGAGCUUUACGUUCACUGCAGCAUGCUCAUCUCACACCAGGGAGUCACUCAUGGAUCUAAAUCCUGCAACUACAACUUAAUCCACUCUAGAUGGCAGGAGCUCGGUGGAGACGUUGAGGUAUGCGAGUGCUGCAGUUCAAAGUGUAAAGGCCCAGCAGUGAGGCACCAUCCUGAAGAUCAGAUCAGGGCUACAGUCAGCACUGGUCCAUUAGUCAUUGUAGACAAUUAUAUUGAGAUGAGCUCAGAGCAUGAUGUCUCUGAACCACAAGAAACCCCCUCUGCCCCGGUUACCAACGUCAUGCAGUCUGACACAGUGACGGGAGAUGCGAUUGUUUCAGGGGCUUCUCUAUCAAGAAGCAAGAUGUCGUCUCCUCCACAGGGUGUAGUCAUUGUGAGUCAGGACCCAACUGCCAGACUGACCCUAUGGCUGACUGGACAGGUGCAGGAGUUUGAAGACGGUUCGACGGAUCGGUUAAAGGCAAGCGACAUAAUUUCAAAUGACCUUCCUGUGCCGCAACCUUCAAAUCUCCCCAUAAACCAGAUCGAAGGUCAAAGUAUCAAUGGCCUAAAAGGUGACGCCGCAUUGUCGGAUCUGAAGUUUCCUGUAAUGGAUGACAUUACAGCUAUUGCAGAAGUUUCUCCAAGACAAAAGUUGACUGGUAGAUCUGGAGUGUUUGGCCCAGAUGUUCCACAGGUCGACAUCCUUCUGCUAGCUGAGGCGACUGUAAAUGACCUUAACCGUGUUCAUUUUGACCAAGUGGAAGAUGAGCCAGCUAAAAUGCAAGCAGAUGCAGCCGUGAUCCCCGAAGAAGGAACAAAUGAUGACCAACCAAUAAUUCGCUCAAAACUUCAGUUCUCCAAAGGGGCGGAUGGGACGCAGAUGCUGAGUUAUGAGGAAGAGGAGGUGGAGAAACAAGAGGGAAAAGGUGUGACUAGAGGAUGUGGAAUGAAUGGGACUAAAAUAAAACAAGAGCCCAGACGGAAGGGGCUGCGCACGACCUUCCUAGAUCUGUUGAGGAUGAUGGACAAAGCAGAAUAAUUGCAUCUAUUUUAUAAUUGUACUUUAAUUUAAUAAACUUGUUGGGCAAUAUU
This is a messenger RNA of Paralichthys olivaceus (Japanese flounder), 2061 nucleotides long. RefSeq names its product zona pellucida protein C (gene zpcx). NCBI's taxonomy places the organism in Eukaryota, Metazoa, Chordata, Actinopteri, Pleuronectiformes, Paralichthyidae. The record is from RefSeq and is a predicted model, not a curated record.